CAUUGGUGGCCUAAUAAACAUAAUAAUAACCUGAUGGCGGAAGCAAUGUGUGUGAGGUUUAAAUGUUUAGGUAAUACCUAGAUAAAUUGGAGUGUUCCUGUUGUCUCUGGGAUUACAACCUGAAAAGUGCCUGCCCCACGGCAGAAUGAAUUACGGAAAGCGUAUAGCGUUGAUUCCUAUUACCAGCAAAUGCAGCAGUGUGAAGAGUAUGAAGGCGAGCUCUUCCAUUAGCUCCACCAUGAACACCGACAGUGAGAGUAUCAUGGGCUUUGACGAUUUUGAGGAUGAUGUGAAAGAUAAUGUAAAAAGGAAAACCCGUAACCUCAGUGAAAAGAAACGUCGAGACCAGUUCAACAUGCUGGUAAAUGAACUGUGUUCCAUGGUCUCUGUCAACAACAAGAAAAUGGACAAGUCUACUGUACUGAAGUCCACCAUUGCAUUCUUGAAGAACCACCAAGAAAUUGCAGUUCAGUCUCAAAUCCAUGAAAUAAAGGAGGACUGGAAGCCAUCUUUCCUGUCCAAUGAUGAAUUUUCUCAACUGAUGCUUGAGGCCCUGGACAGUUUCCUCAUUGUCUUCACAGUAAAGGGGAAGAUCCUGUAUGUGUCAGAGAGUGUAACAUCUCUACUAGGGCACCUUCCAAGUGAUCUCGUUUCUAAGUCUUUGUUUAACCUUUUACAUGAAUAUGAUCGAGAGAAAGUCUCCAACUUUCUGCAGGAUUUCCACUCCAUGGCCAACACAUCAGCAGAGUUUGGUAAAGAAGAAAAUCAGAUCUCAUUCAAGUGUCAUAUCCAGUGUGGAACCAUCAACCCUCAAGAGCUCCGUGUAUUUGAGGAGGUGGAGUUCACAGGAACAUGCCGUCCCUGGGAUGGUGAUGAAGAUGCCCAGUCUGACACUGACAACUAUGUAUACAUGCAAUCACCCACCAUGGAUUCCACAUGCCUCUGCUGUACAGUGAGACUACAGACAACCAAGAUUAUACGUGAAAUGCCAAAACAAACUGACCUGGCAGCAGAAUUCACAUCCAGACAUUCACUUGGCUGGAAAUUUCUGUUUUUGGAUCACAGGGCGCCUCCAGUCAUAGGUUACCUCCCCUUUGAACUGCUUGGCACAUCCGGGUAUGAUUACUAUCAUCCUGAUGACCUGGACAAUAUUGCCCGAUGCCAUGAACAGUUGAUGCAGACUGGUGAAGGUACCUCCUGUCACUACCGCUUCCUUACCAAGGGCCAGCAGUGGAUCUGGCUCAAGACACAUUACUAUAUUACCUACCACCAGUGGAAUUCAAAGCCUGAAUUCAUUGUCUGUACGAACACAGUUGUCAGCUACUCGGAGGUUCGCAACAGUAUUCGUAAAGAGAUGGGGAUGGCAGAGGAGGACGACUCAGAAAUGGUGUCUGUGGAUGAGACAGAGAUGGAGAAAGGCCAGCACAGUCCAUCAUGUUCUGUGACGUCUGGACCAGCCUCUCACCUACUCUCUGCUGCCUCAGUCCAUUCUGAAACACCUGAUGCCACUGUCACAGGUGCCAGUCAGUUAGAGGUGUCAGAAAGUAGUCAGAUGCCUCACUCAACACAACUGGAUCGAUCCAUCUCCAGUAAACCACUAACUAGCAACCUGCAGACAUUCCUUCAGCAGCAGCAGCAGCAGCAGCAGCAGCAGCCUUCACAGUCUCAGACAGUGCAGGAGAAACCAUCCCCAACCCCGUCUACACCAGUGUUGCCACAGGUGAUCCCAAGGGGAAUGGUGCCAGUCAACAUAAUGAGUUUACCUCAUGGCAUGUUGGCCGUCCAACAAAAUCAGUUGUCCCGGGUAACAAUGGGAGAUGCAGUUAGUGUGGUUCCAUCUUUGUCACCAGCUCCAGUUAUGAGUCCUCAAGAAAAUCUUCUUCAGCAGCCACAGAUAUUCAUGACUCAGGCACAACGCCUUCUUCAUGACCAAUUGCUUCACAAGUCCGAACAGCUUCAGGAUGCCAUCCGACACCAGCAAGAGGAGUUGAGACAGAUCACAGAGCAACUCACACGAGCACAGCACCUCUCCACCCCUGUAGUUCAAGGCCCACCAGACACCUCUCACUCACUGAUCCUUCAGCCCCAGGUCCAGCCAAUGACCAUGGCUGCUACAGGCCAGCAAGUCAUGAUGAUUCCACAGAUGAGCACGCUGAGUGUUAUCAAACAACCGCAGCAGCAACACCAACAGCAGAUUCAGCUGCAUCAACAGGUACAGAUCCAGCAAGUACAACAGCAUCAGCUGCAGCCUUGUCUUCCCUUCCAGAUCGUCCCAGAGGCUGACGAUGUCAACUUUAAUAAUCAAGAAAUGUCCGACAACUAGACUACCGUCACUGUCAGUGUUCAUGCACAUCUUUGGCGACUCUUCACUUUAAGUGAUAAGGAUACUUCUCAGGGUGGACAAGGUUCCAAGGUUCCAGUAGUGGGAUACCUCAUAGCAACUCGCUGACCUAGGCAGUAUGUGCUUUGUAUGAGGAAUGUACAUGGCUGUUGACAAUAGCAGUUGUUUACUCUCGUCAAGUUGGUGAAGUAAAAGGAAUGCAUGAUUGAUGAAAAUGCAAAUAUGGCUAUCCAUGUAUAUCAUCCCACGAUACACUGUGUUGAAGUCAAGACUGAGAACCUGGUUGUAAGUUAUUGACAGAUAUUAAUCAUGUUCCCGAUGUCAUAUAAUAAGGGGUACAACGUUAUUUGUAUAUAGACUUUCAAACUUGCAUAAAUACCUGUGCUAUUUCCACAGUUCUGUGUUCUCUAUGAGAACAAACAGGAAUUGUCCUAUUUAACGUGUACAUUUCAUGGCAACCUUUACUUAAGGCUUUGUGUCAUGUUAAUUUAAUUUAAUCCAUGCAGUGUAAAGUGUUCAAGUUUAUUAUGAAGGGGAAAACUCUAGACCCCUCUGUAUAAGGUAGAUUAGUUUUAUCUUUUCCCACUUACUAGUCAGCUUCCACGGGAAGAAGCUCAGUAUCUGAAUGCACAAAUGGAUAAGUAUGUAUGAUAAACAGUGAGCUUCAUGGCAAAUAUUGCAAGAUUAGUUUUCAGAAGUUGACCUUAUUGCAAAAGUAUUCUUCAAGGAGGUAACAUAGCAGUAUGUUCAUGCUCAGUUCUUGUUCUCUAAAAUGAAGUAAAGUAUGACUGUUCUUGUCAUGAAACUCUUGUUAUAUAAUAUGUGGCAGUCUAAAUUAUUGGAAUUUCCAAAUGACAACAGUUCCUAAGCAAUUGGCCUUGGUGGCUUCUGUGAUCAUGUGUGUAGGUG
This is a messenger RNA of Haliotis rubra (blacklip abalone), 3250 nucleotides long. RefSeq names its product neuronal PAS domain-containing protein 2-like. Gene Ontology annotation, cellular component: nucleus; cytoplasm; CLOCK-BMAL transcription complex. The record is from RefSeq and is a predicted model, not a curated record. NCBI's taxonomy places the organism in Eukaryota, Metazoa, Mollusca, Gastropoda, Lepetellida, Haliotidae. Gene Ontology annotation, molecular function: protein dimerization activity; DNA-binding transcription factor activity, RNA polymerase II-specific; RNA polymerase II cis-regulatory region sequence-specific DNA binding. Gene Ontology annotation, biological process: regulation of transcription by RNA polymerase II; circadian regulation of gene expression.